This is a messenger RNA of Truncatella angustata, 1842 nucleotides long. RefSeq lists its product as uncharacterized. Lineage: Eukaryota; Fungi; Ascomycota; Sordariomycetes; Amphisphaeriales; Sporocadaceae. The transcript is spliced from 3 exons. The record is from RefSeq and is a predicted model, not a curated record. Bases 1 to 1842 code for a protein of 613 amino acids.
AUGAAUGGUCAUGAGAUACCGGUCAAGACGGAGGGAAUGAGCGCACCGACAGGCAUGUGGACAACGCCAACAUCUCAGGGUAUGCGACCUCGACCAGCCACCAUACAUGAAGGCUUUUCCUAUUGUGUCGGGGAGGAAUACGGCACGAUACCGUCAUGGGAAGCAACUGCUAUGGCAAUGCAAAACACCCCAAGUGACUCAAUGUCCCGGCCGGUAUCAAUGCAUCAGGAUUUCUAUCCAGUCACCACCAUGAGCAGCAGUGAUCGGGCAGAUCCCUGGGGUAUGAAAGCGUGUGAGGACAACUUGAUGGCUCAUGGAUUUGAAACAGACAUGAACAUUGGUCAGGCCCUUACAACUGAUGAAGCCAUUCCAAUUCUUGACCUUAGAUACCAAGGAGGCCAAACUGAGAAUGAAGGCGGCCCCAACUUUGAGACUGGCUUGAACCCCCGAAGAAUGUCUGGUUCAUCCUUCACCAUGUCGACUUCUGGUAAUCUCUCAGACAUGCCCUCAUACGAAGAAUUCUCGUCCGCUCUCUCAGAAGCUCCAUCAUUUUCAGAUUAUCCGCCAACCUCGAACAGAAACUCGCUGAUGUCGUCAACUCAACUGUCUCCUGUAGCAUCACCUCGUAUGACCCCUCAAAGCCGCUCCGAGCUAGUACGCACGCAGAGCCGGGGUCGUGGGGCAUCUCCUUCACCUCGUCCAGUAAUGCGAUCAGCUCCUUACAGCGUCGACAGCAAUGCAAGGAAUAAGAGAUGGUCUACGGGUUCUUAUGGAACCACGCCAACUCGGCGACAGUCACCUUUUGUGUAUCACCACACGCAUGACUCCUUUGGGCAACGCAUGACAUCGAGACAUUCAUCGCCAACUAUCUCGAACAACCCGCUCCCUCUCAAUUUUGGCAAUCUCCAGGCUUUCCAGCACGUUCAGCAUGUUCAGCAUGUUCAGCAACACCCUUUCAUGGUUUCACACCCGUCUGCUUUCCGAAACAGCAUGAUUCUGCCUCCUCAAGUACCUUCCCAGGUGCCCUCCAAUGGAUUCCCGGAAAUGCAUCACCAUUUUGACCAUCCACCGCCUCUGAUGUCCCACGGAUUGUUCAGAAUGCUUCAAAGCAAUGCAGACCCGCACGCUUUGCAUGGUCAUUAUACCGAUCUCUCCGACCCACCAGAUCUGUUCGCAUCCCUUCAUGAAGAACAGAUCCCUCCUCCACCGGAGGACAUGAACCCCGAUGAUCCUGAUCUCAUCCCUCAUGAACAAGAAUUACGAUUUGAAGGAGAUCUGUACACGCCAAGAUGGGUUCGAGGCCAUGGAAACAAGCGAGAAGGAUGGUGUGGCAUCUGUAAACCUGGUCGGUGGUUGGUUUUGAAGAACUCUGCGUUCUGGUACGACAAGAGUUUCACACAUGGCAUUAGCGCGGCCACCGGUAAUCCGUUCCAGGAACCCCAGGAAACGCGCCGAAUGGAUGGAAAUCCCGAUGUUUGGGAAGGCCUGUGUGGCAGCUGCAACGAUUGGAUUGCCCUGGUCAGUAGUAAGAAAAAAGGCACGACUUGGUUCAGACAUGCGUAUAAGUGCCACACACAUCCCAAGAUUAAGGAUGCCCCUAAACGACGUCGUGAGAGCAGUCACUCUCGAGCUCUUGCUGCUUCGCAUAUGGCCAAGCCCAAAAUCGAGGUGCAACAGCCCAUGACGCCCGAGAUGAACUCUGCUGCAACUAUAUCAAUGGCCGCUACGCCAACACCCAUGUCCGUCCAUUCAACAAUGGCGACCCCGCAGCCUCAACAUCAACAACAGCUGUCACCAAUGAAUCUUGUUGAGCCUCAAUUUGACAGUCUCAACAUGAUCUAA